UCAGCCCCCUCUGGUCCCUCUAAGACCCCGGCCCUGAGGCAGGGACUGUCGGGAGUUGUAGUCCCAGGGCGGCGGCCGCGCGCGGCGCCGAGGAUGCGGGACACCGCCUGUCCCCGCCUCCCCUAACCUGCUGAGUCGAGGUGGGGAGCACUGGGGAGGAGCCACAAGAUCACUGAUUGGCCCAGGCCUCUCCCAGCCCCCACCCCAAUCCCCUCCCCCAGCUCGCCACUUCGGACUCCCGCGCCUGGCGCGCCGAGGCGGCCACCGAGCGAGCGCGCUUGCAGCCGCCGCCGCCCCAAGCCCCAGCAGCUCCCGCUCCGCGGAGAGUCGUCGAGACGGACGGACCGAAGGACCUUUCCGGCCGCAGCAUCCCGGAGGAGAACAUGCUUGCCAAUUCAGCCAGCGUGCGGAUUCUCAUCAAGGGAGGCAAAGUGGUGAAUGAUGACUGCACCCACGAGGCUGAUGUCUACAUUGAGAAUGGCAUCAUCCAGCAGGUGGGCCGGGAGCUCAUGAUUCCCGGAGGUGCCAAGGUGAUUGACGCCACUGGGAAACUGGUGAUCCCCGGAGGCAUCGACACCAGCACCCACUUCCACCAGACCUUCAUGAACGCUACCUGCGUGGAUGACUUCUACCAUGGCACCAAGGCGGCACUCGUGGGCGGCACCACCAUGGUCAUGGGCCAUGUCCUGCCUGACAAGGAGACCUCCCUCGUGGAUGCCUAUGAGAGGUGCCGGGCUCUGGCCGACCCCAAGGUCUGCUGCGACUACGCCCUCCACGUGGGGAUCACCUGGUGGGCUCCCAAGGUGAAAGCAGAGAUGGAGACCCUGGUGAGGGAGAAGGGCGUCAACUCAUUCCAGAUGUUCAUGACCUACAAGGACUUGUACAUGCUUCGAGACAGCGAGUUGUAUCAAGUGCUGCAUGCCUGCAGGGACAUUGGGGCCAUUGCCCGGGUCCACGCUGAAAACGGGGAGCUGGUGGCUGAGGGUGCUAAAGAAGCCCUGGAUUUGGGGAUCACAGGCCCGGAAGGAAUCGAAAUCAGCCGUCCAGAGGAGCUGGAAGCGGAAGCCGCCCACCGUGUCAUCACCAUCGCCAACAGGACUCAUUGUCCGAUCUACCUGGUCAACGUGUCCAGCAUCUCGGCUGGUGAUGUUAUCGCAGCUGCUAAGAUGCAAGGUAAGGUUGUGCUGGCCGAGACCACCACUGCCCACGCCACGCUGACGGGCUUGCACUACUACCACCAGGACUGGGCCCACGCCGCCGCCUAUGUCACCGUGCCGCCCCUGAGGCUGGACACCAACACCUCCACCUACCUCAUGAGCCUGCUGGCCAAUGACACUCUCAACAUCGUGGCUUCGGAUCAUCGGCCAUUCACCACGAAGCAGAAAGCCAUGGGCAAGGAGGACUUCACCAAGAUCCCGCACGGAGUGAGUGGUGUGCAGGACCGGAUGAGCGUCGUGUGGGAGAGAGGCGUGGUUGGCGGGAAGAUGGACGAGAACCGCUUUGUGGCUGUUACCAGUUCCAACGCGGCUAAGAUUCUCAACCUGUAUCCUCGCAAGGGCCGCAUUAUCCCAGGUGCCGACGCUGACGUGGUGGUGUGGGACCCCGAAGCCACAAAGACCAUCUCAGCCAGCACCCAGGUUCAGGGCGGAGACUUCAACCUAUAUGAGAACAUGCGCUGCCACGGUGUGCCCCUGGUCACUAUCAGCCGGGGCCGUGUCGUGUACGAGAAUGGUGUGUUCAUGUGUGCCGAGGGCACCGGCAAGUUCUGCCCCCUGAGGUCCUUCCCAGACACUGUCUACAAGAAGCUGGUCCAGAGAGAGAAGACCUUGAAGGUGAAAGGAGUGGACCGCACACCCUACUUGGGGGACGUGGCUGUCGUGGUGCACCCUGGGAAGAAAGAGUCAGGCACGCCGCUGGCGGACACGCCCACGCGGCCUGUCACCCGGCACGGGGGCAUGCGGGACCUGCACGAGUCGAGCUUCAGCCUCUCAGGUUCUCAGAUCGAUGACCACGUUCCAAAGAGAGCCUCGGCCCGGAUCCUCGCGCCCCCCGGCGGCAGGUCAAGCGGCAUUUGGUAAAGGCCCUGGGCGGCUCCCCCCACGUGAGGAUGCACCCUGCCACCUGCCCCGCGCACCUUCCGGCCGGCCGCAGCAGCUACGGGGGAGGGCGAGAGGGAGAAGCGGGGCUGGGCCGCACACCACCUAUGGGGAGGAUGUGGGGGGCCCGGGAGGAAGGGCCUGGGCGCCCUCCCCAUAUCUGAACGUGAUUCACUGUGCUUCGAGCCAACCCUAACAGGCACUUUGAGCUGU
Messenger RNA from Ochotona princeps (American pika), 2309 nucleotides. RefSeq names its product dihydropyrimidinase like 5 (gene DPYSL5). The record is from RefSeq and is a predicted model, not a curated record. Bases 384 to 2078 code for a protein of 564 amino acids. Gene Ontology annotation, cellular component: cytosol; cytoplasm. NCBI's taxonomy places the organism in Eukaryota, Metazoa, Chordata, Mammalia, Lagomorpha, Ochotonidae. The transcript has 13 exons. Gene Ontology annotation, molecular function: hydrolase activity, acting on carbon-nitrogen (but not peptide) bonds, in cyclic amides.